AUGGUGGGAAUUCUGUCAGCUGUAAGAUAUCUUCUCGAAAAAAAUAUUCUUCACAGAGAUCUUAAGCCCGGAAACAUUUUGAUAGGAUCUGACGAACAAGUUAAACUAGCAGAUUUCGGGCUAGCUAUUCUUAUGCAGGACUUGAAUCCAAUGAGUGUUAGUGGAACACCAAAUUAUCUUGCUCCGGAGAUUCUUAUGAAGCGUGGUCAUUCUGAAUUCAGUGAAGUGUGGUCAAUCGGCUGCAUGCUGUACUGCAUGCUAAUUGGGAAGCCUCCAUUUGAGUCGGAAAGCCUAGAGGAAACAUACGCAAGAAUCCAGACUGGUCAAUACUCGUUCCCAACGUCGACCAAGAUUUCCUGUGAAGCGAGAAACCUCAUCGAGGGGUUUGUAUCUUGA
Angiostrongylus costaricensis is the source of this 396-nucleotide messenger RNA. Lineage: Eukaryota; Metazoa; Nematoda; Chromadorea; Rhabditida; Metastrongylidae. The record is from the annotation of a GenBank genome assembly.